UUGCAAGAUAAAAAACCAUUGCAUAAAUACGGGUUGCAAGGAACGCAUCAUCUGCUCCCGGGUACCGGCAAAGUCAGUUCAACAUUGCCGACUCGAACAGUUCUAAAAAAAGAUAAGAUUUAUACUUGGUGUUCAUGCGGGUAUAGUGGAACUCAGCCUUUAUGUGAUGGGAGUCACCUUCAUUAUUACAUUCCAACAAAGCUACGACCUGUACGAUUCAUUCCUGAUAAAGAUAUGGAGGUAUGGUUCUGUAAUUGUAAACAAACGAGAACGCGCCCAUUUUGUGAUGGUUCACAUCGCGAAGUUAGCGCAAAGCUCAAAAAGGCUUCUGAAGAAGGCGAAAAUAAAUAA
Messenger RNA from Acanthocheilonema viteae, 351 nucleotides. The record is from the annotation of a GenBank genome assembly. NCBI's taxonomy places the organism in Eukaryota, Metazoa, Nematoda, Chromadorea, Rhabditida, Onchocercidae.